AUGCUGCGCAUCACCUCCAUCACCGCGGUAGAUGCUUCUCGCCGAGCUUUCCUGGCGGGCUUGCAGCCACAAUGUUCGAGGCCACAGUCUUCCAAAGGCUACAGCACUGGUGAAACCUCCUUCUCCAUUCACGUUCCCAGGGCCAACAAGCAGAACAGGAAUAGUAAAUCUUCGGCCAGCAAACAGCACUUUGAUCGUACAAGGCAUCAAGGUGAUCGCACGAGGCGCUCCAAUGUAAUCCAGCCCAGUCCGCCAAGCAGGCGCACAUUCUCAUAUCCGACUCGUACCAAGCGCAUCCUCGCACUAAGCACCCCUCAGCUACCAGUCCCAGCAUCAACAGAGACCAAAAACUCGCAGCUGAUUGUCUUGCAAAAGGCGAUCGAUGGGCAAAACAUCACGGCUGUAUCAUCGGCUUGGCAACAAGUAGGACAAGGCAUCGAGCGGCUCAGUAUAAGCGACCAUCACAAGCUUUUCUGCCUUUGCUCGUCUCAUUCUUCUAGUACCCACAAUGAGCAAAAAGCUCAGAGCUGGAGAUCUUGCUUCGUAGAUUUUGCCAAAGCUGCUUCUCUGACCGGCGACGUCAAUUUGAUAUCUGGCUGGUUUCAACUCCUCUUGGAAAAUGGCCAAGCUGAGAAUGUCAUUCAGAUCUGGGAAACAAUCGUCCAAAUGCGCCUCGAAAAUGGUUCCAAUCGAACCUUUUGCCAAGAUGACUAUUCGGAAUCAUCCCCGACCGCGGAAACAACCGGCAACAAAUUUGUUCGGCUUGACGUGUCGAGUAAUGGCGACAUUAUCGAUAUCCAUGACAUGAUCUGUCUCGUCGUGUUUGCAUGUGCGCACUCUCGUAGAGCUUCAGACUUUGCGGAGCGCUUCGAAAAGCUAGAGAUCGGAUCGCCUUUCCGGCUCUUCUUCAACAUGUCUCGCGCUAAACGCCUUUACGAUACCAUCAGCAUCUCCGCCUCGUCCAACUUUAUCAGAUGGGAUUCAAUGCAAUCUCUUCUUGGGGAAUUGAAUCUGCCUCGUGGUCUCUCUUCCGGUUCGGUUGGCCCUCAACGCAUGCAAGGGCUUCUGGGCUCCUUGUGUCAGUUACAUAAAGUUGAAGAAGCCUACACUAUCUUCAUCACAGCCAUGCGAGCCGCUGCCGAGCCCAAUGCUUGGCUUUCGCUUCAAGUGCCACACGAGCGCUCAUCCCUUCCGCCUUCAUCCAGAGCUCAAUGGACAGAGAGCUGCUGGUCGGUCUGUCUCUCCAACUUCAUUGCUGCCGGUCGUACUGACCUCGCCAAGGAAGUCUGGACCAAGUUCCAGCAAAGAGGAUUUCAGCCGACGUCGCACAUCUGGAAUUCAUUGCUAGACGGAUACGCACGCGCAAAGAAUUACAAAGCUGCAGUGCAGACGUGGGAGACGGCGGUCAAGCAGGCCAACCAGCAUCCUUCCACCACAAUGAAAGUACCGGACGAGCUGAUGUACACCACCAUGAUCAACAUAUACUUUCAAGCAAAAGAGCCCGAUCAGGCCAUGGCCCUCCUCUCUGAAAUGAUGAUCAACAGCGAUCGACGAGGAGGCAGCCUUACGAUUCAGGCCGAGACGUUCAACGCCGCUCUACAUGGGCUCUUCUUCAAUAGAAUGCAAACGCAGGCGCAGAGCCUCCUUGACCAGAUGCUGACCAAAGGUCCAGCUCCCAACAUUGGCACCAUCAACACUCUCCUUCGAGCUUACGCAAGAGCUGGUGACCUUGAACCCAUUGUGUCCACGCUACGUCUAGCCGACAAGCUCGAGCUCAAGCCCGACGUGGUGACGUUCACCACCAUCCUCGAUGCGCUGCUCCGCAAGGGCGGCGAAUCGGCCACAGCUGCCGUCAUCCGAACGUUGGACAUCAUGAAAAGCAUGGGUGUGCAGCCAAACGUUGUCACCUACACGGCCAUGAUCAAGGCCUGCCUGGUAGGUGCCGAAGCAGCGCAACUCGACCUAGCAUCUCAGGGUCUCUUGGGCGACUCGACGGAUCAGAAGAGGCAGCCGCGUACCAGAGACGAGGUCAGGAUUGAGGCAGCGCUCGAACUUCUCGAUCGAAUGGUCAAAGCAAAGGUGGCACCAUCAGAGAUCACAUACACCGCUCUCAUCGGAGGUUGCUUGCAUGAUCCGUACGCGGUCGCACAUGCGUUUGGUUCAGAUGCGCUGCCACGCCAUUAUCGCAGUCCUCCGAAGCCUCUGCACCGCCUCGGAGAGAAUGCUGAGACCGUUCAGCGAUGGUUGCGAGACACUCCGCAGGUUUCACUAUCCUUGUUGCUCCUCGAACAGAUGAAGGGUCGUGGGCUGCCUCCGACAACGACUACGUUCCACUACCUCAUCGAAGGUCUCUGCAGCCCGCACACCGACCAGGCAGCCUUUGUUCGAGCCAUGGACCUCAUUGACGACAUGCUGCUUCGGGUGCCAGUGUCGGAUCCGACACGGAAAUUGGGACCAUUUGCAUCCUCGGUGAUCAGAGGCGAGGGCGUCUUGCCUCCGACGUUGCAUGCGCCAACUUACAAAGCGUGGAUCAUCAUCUUUAGCUCUCUGCUCGACCGACUUGAAAAUGGACCUAGAGAUAAGCUCGCCACGACGACCGGCGCGAGAGCCCUAUCUACAGCCAUCCGCCUCGUGCGUGAGAUGGGUUCGUUGUCUGGCACCGAUGGCGGUAUGUCGCUGUCUCGUUACGUUGAGCGAGCGGCUUCGCUCGCCUCCAAACUCGCUCGCUGA
Molecule: messenger RNA, 2730 nt
Organism: Mycosarcoma maydis (corn smut)
Lineage: Eukaryota; Fungi; Basidiomycota; Ustilaginomycetes; Ustilaginales
Exons: 1
Coding region: 1-2730 (909 amino acids)
Molecular function (GO): protein binding
Source: RefSeq, a predicted model, not a curated record